CGUCUUAAAGGUCGCUCCCUCCCCUUUGUGCGCUACGCGGUCGUCAAACCAAGUAACCCGUGCUCGGGACCGACCAACACCUUUCCGUCGAGCAAUGACGUCUCGAUCACGCAAAGAUCGAGCUGUUCCUCUGACUUCUACGACAUCAGACGAGCUGCACCUUUGGCAAAAUGCAAAGGGUCACAUCAAGACGUUUCAGGAGCUUCGAUCGGCCCAUGCUGCCGCUUGGUCAGCAUACGAGUCGCACAAGGCCAGGUGGGCUUCCAGUCACUCAGACGAUGGCGCGAGCGAGAUGAGCAAUGGAAGUGGUAACGGCGGACCUAGCGACGAGAUCAGGGACGAGCUGCUCUCGACUUGCCAACAGCUGAAGAAAUCCAUGGAAGAAGAACAGAGGGAGAUCGACUAUGCAGUUGAGCAGGUCGAAUUGCUCAUGGCUGUUCGUGAUGAUGUGGGCGUGGCCGAUUCGACACCGAAACAGCAGAGGAAAAAAAGAAAAGCCGACAGCAUGGCUUCUGCGUCGACCUCGCCGACGACGCAAGUAUCAUCAUUGUCAAAGGAACGAGGGCUCUCGCCGCUUUCUUUGCGCGAAGAGGCCUCAGUAAACCAAGCGAUCGGUGGCCCUGCCCCCGAGCAAAAGAAGCGGAAAGCGAGCAAGUCGACCGGUUCAUCGGCAAGUGUCACGCCGCAGAGAAGGGGGACACUCAAAGCCGAUGUCGAUGGGGCCGCAACUGCCACCGCUGCCGCCGCGGCUGCCUCGGCCUCUUCGUCGGCUUCUGGCUCCGCCGCAAACGCAGCAGCAGGUCAACAGAGCACGCCUAGUGCCUCCACUACCAGCGGCUAUGUGGACCCGGCCCGGGCUCGCCGCGAAGUCCUCGGUGGCCAACUGCCCCUCAAGGUCGGGAGGAGAGUUGCCUUUCGCCAACCUCCAAAGUCCAAGGCCGGACCCGGAGCGGCCAGUACAGGGGGCGAGUCCGUCGACCCGUCAGCAGGUGGAGCUGAUGACGAUGGCGAGACAUGGAUUUUGGCCGUCAUUACAGAUUGCAUCAAUAACGACCGCAACCGGUACGUUGUCAAAGACGCCGAAGACGCCAAGGACGACAAUGCACCAACCUACAAAACGACGCUCAAAGCCAUUGUUCCCCUGCCUGAAUCGCUCCAGACAUUGCCGUCGGAGGAUUACAAGAUCGGAACCCAGGUCAUGGGCCUCUACCCCGACACAUCCUGUUUCUACCAGGCAGUAGUGAAGGGAGGCGGGCCUGGUCUUAGCGGCAAGAUCACCAACAAGAUGCUGAGAAGGGCAAACGAAAUCCUCAAUGCUCCCUACCAUCUCGAAUUCGAAGAUGAUGGCCAGGACAUCAAACAGAUCCCUGCAUCCCUCGUCGUGGAGCGUCCUUGACGCUUUGUUCUUCUAAUCUCCUGUAACUUUAUUAACAUCGAGCAUUCUGUGUAAAAGCGUCGUUGCAGACUCUG
Acaromyces ingoldii is the source of this 1470-nucleotide messenger RNA. RefSeq lists its product as hypothetical. Lineage: Eukaryota; Fungi; Basidiomycota; Exobasidiomycetes; Exobasidiales; Cryptobasidiaceae. The record is from RefSeq and is a predicted model, not a curated record. The transcript is spliced from 6 exons. Gene Ontology annotation, cellular component: SAGA complex. The coding region runs from base 95 to 1396 and encodes 433 amino acids.